UUACCUCGCCAUGGUAGCCUCUUAAACCAUUUCUUUUUCACACCUCUCUACCUUGUAUAAAACUUUAGACCGACAAGGUUCACAACUUAGCUAAACAAAGAAGAAGUCGUCAAGAUUUCCAAACGUCCACUGAUAUGACACGCAAUGAACCAAAACAGGCCUGGUUGUCAUCAUCGAGUAUAGAAAGAAUCAUGGCCAAAGAAGGACCACAGGAAGCUUCCAUCAUACAUUCGACUUCAUCAUUCCCCCAACCCAUUUGUCAUCACAAUCCAAGUACUUCCUCUUCUUAUCCUGUGUCUACUUCCGAUGACCAUUCCGAGAUGUCAUCAGAAAGCACAUCAGUUGCUAUGGUAUCCACGCUACCUAACGCGACUUCACUGGACCGAGCCAGCAAUUGCCCAAAUGCGUUAGUGGUAUCCUUGGAUGGGCCCUUGAGAGGACAAGAAAAGGGUAGCCAACACGACAACAACAAAAGUAAAAACACUGGCAAUGGCUACAACGUCGAAAGCAACCAUGAUAACAACAACAAGUUUAUGAACUUUCAAAAUCAUAGUAGCGCUGGUAGCGCCAACAUCAACAGCAAUAGCGGCGGCAGUAUCCGCACUGAUGCCGAACAGGCGGUGGAUUGUAGUCACCGAUGCUCAGAGUCAUCUUCCAGCGGAUAUCUAGAUCCGUUUCUGCUCACGGCCCUGAAUAACCGCCAUGACCGGCUUUUUCUGUUAAAGUUAGACCGUGACUUUUGCAACUUUAUUCAAGAUCCAAAUCAAACCCAGUUAGAGUUCCCUUGGCUGAACUCUUAUUAUCGAAUGAUCAUCCAUCGAUCUGCUAUUUACUUUCAACUGGCCCGGAAAGUUGAUCCAUUGCAUAAACGAAUCACAUUGUCCAAGACAAAGCAUUCCGCCAUUCCACCGCUACGAUUUCACGACUUGGUGGAACACGAUGAUGAUGAUGAUGAAGAAACUGAAAGCCAAGAAAGGGAUAAUAAAGAAGAGCACAUUGAUGAUAAAGGUGACAGCACAAUGGAACAACAAGGCCAAGUUCGAUCAAUGGCGAAUAUACAGCCCACCAAAGUCCUCAAAAGAUGUCCACCAAGGGCAGCGAGUGCUUGUGAAGCCAGAUGCAGCAGCGACAUAUCGGCUGGCCUACGACGCGAAGCCACUCUAUUAUCUUCACGGACUCUUUCCAUGGAAGAGCGAGAAAAAGCCUAUGCAGAGGCUAGGGCCCGUAUCUUCGAUGACGACAGACCGAAGCAACCAGCAGACUCAGUGGAAGCCUCUACAGGACUAUCCGCUUCAUCUUUGGGUUUAAAUGAACGAUGUCCGCAACGGAAUGCAGAGUUAGUUACUAAUGCAGCUAGUCGACCGUCACGAUCCGAUGUGGCUACCGCACAAACAUCACAACAACUACAACUACAACUAAAGCAACAGCAACAGCAACAGCAACAGCAACACAACAACAACAACAACAACAACAACAACAACAACAACAACAACAACAACAACAACAACAACAACAACAACAACAACAGCAGCAGCAGCAGCAGCAGGAAGAGCAUGGGCAGCCAUUGAAGUCUAAGCCUUCGCCAGGUCAUCUCAAUCAAUUAUCAGUACAAACACGAGUCCUAAAAGUGUUGGAGCCUGCAGUGUCAGAACAAAGAGGAUCUUUGAUAUCG
Molecule: messenger RNA, 1672 nt
Organism: Lobosporangium transversale
Lineage: Eukaryota; Fungi; Mortierellomycota; Mortierellomycetes; Mortierellales; Mortierellaceae
Exons: 4
Coding region: 135-1568 (477 amino acids)
Molecular function (GO): nucleic acid binding
Source: RefSeq, a predicted model, not a curated record